GAUAUUAGAGUGUGCGUGGGAAACUUGAAGUACGGCCGCAACUUGAGGUGCGGGUACAUACGCGAACGUGAUGCCUUCUGCACAACAAUCGAACGAGCCGCUUUUUGCACAACCUGCACAACUAUGCAAAAGUACAAUUUUUUCCAGCGCCUGGGGUAUAAAUGCCAGGGACCUCGGGCGGCUGCCCCGGCCCUCUGUUCCAUAUUUGCGCUGCCGACCCUCCCGACCAGCGCAGAGUGGACGGCCGGCAAGAGCACCCCGAGAACGGCCAAGGCAAACGGAAGAGAAGCAGGAUGUUCGCUACGGUUGCAGGCUGUUUCAAACCUGCGGAGCGACCAGACGACAAAGAAGAGAGAGGUGUCAAAGAGAGCCUCGAUUUCAAGAUCGACUAUGCCCAACCAGCUCCCGAAAAAAUCGAUCAGAUGAUGAUCGAAAAGUCUGAGACGAUUGUGAAUGUGGCACACAAAGGACAGACCCAUCUGGACGCCGUUCUUAUGAGUCUGGAAACGGCCAAUGCAAUCGCUGACUCCAUCAAAGAAUCUCCGAUCGCCGACUUUCUCAAAGGGGUAGCGGGCGCUUUGGAUACCCUUGGCAACCUGCACGGAAGCGUUAAGGUCCUUGCUGGGGUUCUAAGCUUCGCAUUGAAGGCUGCUACGGCAUUCGACAAAUUCGUUGUCGCCGCUGCUUCGCUCUACAACACAAUGGAAGAGACGUUCCGCUGCGUAUUUUCGGUAACAUGUAGCACCAAGCUCAUUGAAGCCACCCCGCAGGAUGAUGCGGAGUCCAAAACUGUUACCAACAUGAAGGAUGUCAGCCACCGACUUACCCAAGACGAGACAGUGCAUAAGGCGGUAACCGACAUGCAAGUGUUCGUCGCCGAGUUCGUCCAAAACUUGAAUGAGCGAAUCAAGACUUCGGCUACUGGCAGAAUCGGAAUGACCGGCCAGAACGCGAAAUGGAUGGAUGCCCAAGCAGAAACCUUCAAUGAGAAAAAGAAAGCGUUCCUCACCACCCUCGCCACCGGCUCCUAUCUAAGCCUGCAGUACAUCAUGAGACAGAGUGACGAGAUUCUGACCAUUGCCAAGAAGAUACCAGAAAAAUUGAGUGACAUUCAUGGGGAAGUCGUGGACACCAAGGAGCAAGUGAAAGUGAUUCGGAAGCACAUGGAGGACCUGAAUGAGAACCUGACGUUCAGAGCGGACCCAGAGGUCGUUGUUGCUCAUUUUCGCGGGCUUAUGAAUGGGGACACCAAAGCGGCUCGGAAGGGAGUUGCUGUCGUGCGCGGCAAGCUGAAACAAAACCCAUUGGACCUUAUGGUUAUGUGAGAAUGUCAGCGCUUUCUAAUGAAGCAACCGAAACUCUUUGAGUUCAAAGACAUCCACGGGCGUUGCGUCUUGUGGUGGGCGGCCAAGCAUGCUCUCCCGGAAACCGUUCGGCUUG
Fimicolochytrium jonesii is the source of this 1440-nucleotide messenger RNA. RefSeq lists its product as uncharacterized. Bases 162 to 1325 code for a protein of 387 amino acids. The record is from RefSeq and is a predicted model, not a curated record. NCBI's taxonomy places the organism in Eukaryota, Fungi, Chytridiomycota, Chytridiomycetes, Spizellomycetales, Powellomycetaceae. The transcript has 6 exons.